Oncorhynchus gorbuscha (pink salmon) is the source of this 3544-nucleotide messenger RNA. Its product is annotated as neurobeachin-like. Gene Ontology annotation, molecular function: protein kinase binding. The annotation marks the transcript as partial. NCBI's taxonomy places the organism in Eukaryota, Metazoa, Chordata, Actinopteri, Salmoniformes, Salmonidae. Gene Ontology annotation, cellular component: cytosol; membrane. The record is from RefSeq and is a predicted model, not a curated record. Gene Ontology annotation, biological process: intracellular protein localization. The transcript is spliced from 23 exons.
AGUAAAGGUAUUGGCUACUCAGCUCACUUUGUGGGUAACUGUCUGAUCGUCACAUCCCUGAAGUCCAAGGGGAAAGGCUUCCAACACUGUGUGAAGUACGACUUUCAACCCCGCAAGUGGUACAUGAUCAGCAUCGUCCACAUCUACAACCGCUGGAGGAACAGUGAGAUCCGUUGCUAUGUCAACGGUCAGCUGGUCUCUUACGGUGACAUGGCCUGGCACGUCAACACCAACGACAGUUAUGAUAAGUGUUUCCUAGGUUCGUCGGAGACGGCAGAUGCUAACAGGGUGUUCUGUGGUCAGCUGGGGGCCAUCUACGUGUUCAGUGAGGCUCUCAAUCCCGCUCAGAUCUUCGCCAUACAUCAACUGGGUCCGGGCUACAAGAGCACCUUUAAGUUUAAGUCGGAGAGUGAUAUCCACUUGGCAGAGCACCAUAAGCAGGUCCUGUAUGACGGGAAGCUGGCCAGCUCCAUCUCUUUCACCUACAACGCCAAGGCCACCGACGCACAGCUCUGUCUGGAGUCAUCGCCCAGAGAGAACACAUCCAACUUCGUUCACUCACCACACGCACUCAUGCUGCAGGAUGUGAAGGCCAUAGUUACCCACUCCAUCCACAGUGCCAUCCAUUCUAUAGGAGGGAUUCAGGUCCUCUUCCCUCUCUUCUCACAACUGGACUACAGACAACUCAACGACAGCUCUGUGGACACCAGCGUGUGUGCCACCCUCCUGGCAUUCCUGGUUGAUCUGUUGAAGAGCUCCGUGGCCAUGCAGGAACAGAUGCUGGGGGGAAAAGGAUUCCUGGUGAUCGGGUACCUGCUGGAGAAGUCGUCCAGGGUCCACAUCACCAGAGCGGUGCUGGAACAGUUCUUGUCCUUUGCUAAGUACCUGGACGGGUUAACCCACGGAGCGCCACUCCUCAAACAGCUGUGUGACCACGUCCUCUUCAACGCUGCCAUCUGGAUACACACAGCCGCUAAGGUCCAGUUGUCCCUGUACACCUACCUGUCUGCGGAGUUCAUUGGGACGUCGACCAUCUACAGCACCAUCCGUCGUGUCGGUACCGUUCUGCAGCUGAUGCACACGCUGAAGUACUACUACUGGGUCAGCAACCCACUGGAGAGCAGUGGUAUCACACCUAAAGGACUGGAUGGACCGAGGCCGUCCCAGAACGAGAUCGUCUCUCUCAGAGCCUUCAUUCUGCUGUUCCUCAAACAACUCAUACUCAAGGAUCGGGGUGUGAAGGAAGAUGAGCUACAGAGCAUCCUGAACUACUUGCUGACCAUGCAUGAGGAUGACAAUAUCCAUGAUGUUCUUCAGCUGUUGGUGGCUCUGAUGUCAGAACACCCAGCCUCCAUGAUCCCAGCCUUCGACCAGAGGAACGGCAUACGGGUGAUCUGUAAACUCCUAGCCUCUAAGACUGAGAGCAUCAGAGUCCAGGCUCUCAAAGUCCUGGGAUACUUCCUCAAACACCUCGGACACAAGAGGAAAGUGGAGAUCAUGCACACACACAGCCUGUUCACCCUGCUGGGAGAGAGGCUGCUGAUCCACACCAACACCGUCAGCGUCACAACCUACAACACACUUUACGAGAUUCUGACAGAACAGGUGUGUACCCAGGUAGUCCACAAGCCCCACCCAGAACCUGACUCCACCGUCAAGAUACAGAACCCCAUGAUUUUGAAGGUGGUAGCGACCUUGUUGAAGAACUGUAGUCCUGAACUGAUGCAGGUCAAGACACUGUUCCUGUCUGACAUGAUCAAACUGUUCAGCAGCAGCCGAGAGAACAGACGGUGUCUGUUACAGUGUUCGGUGUGGCAGGACUGGAUGUUCAGUCUGGGAUACAUCAACCCCAAGAGCCCAGAGGAACAGAAGAUAGCAGAGAUGGUCUAUAACAUCUUCAGGAUCCUGCUCUACCACGCCAUCAAGUAUGAGUGGGGGGGAUGGAGGGUCUGGGUGGAUACGUUGUCCAUCGCUCACUCCAAGGUAACAUACGAGGCCCAUAAGGAGUACCUGGCUAAGAUGUACGAGGAGUACCAGCGACAGGAGGAGGAGAACAUCAAGAAGGGAAAGAAAGGUUCCGUCUCCACCAUCUCCGGCCUCUCGGCCACGCCCGCCCCCGUCGUCAACGGCGACCUGGAGAUCCGCGAGCUGGACGACCACUCACAGACGCAGACCCCAGAAAGCGAGGCCGAGUACGGAGAGGGAGGAGGAGUGGAUUCCAGGAACCUGCUCGCUGAGGGAGGGGUGGAGACGAAAGGACCCAACGGGGAGGCGUUGACCCCUGGGGAACAGGGGUCAGGGGAAAGGGCCGAAGUUCAUGACCUCCUGGUGGAUAUCAAGGCGGAGAAAGUGGAGGCUACGGAGGUCAAAUUAGAUGACCUGGAUCUAUCCCCGGAAGGGACGGGACUGGGUGGAGGAGGGAUAGGAGGAGGAAGGAUGGGGAACGGGCCCCUGGUGGAGGUAGACUCCCUGUUGGACAGUGCCUACUGUGUUGUGGUGCGGAAGCUGAAUGGCAACCACAGUAACCUGGUGCCUAAAGAUGACACGGUGGUCACGGGGGCGGAGGCGGGGCCUGACGCCAUGGAGGAUGAUGGGAACAUGGGUCCGCUCAUCACCCUCACUGACGAGAAGGACAGCGUCCCGAACAACAGAGGAUUCCUCUUCAGCAAGGUUGAUGAGAAGCUUCUUCCAGCGCUGGCUUCCACAGAACCCCUGGUCCUUCCCAGCCCGGACCAGCCCCUCUCCUCAGGCCCCCUGGUCCUUCCCAGCCCGGACCAGCCCCUCUCCUCAGGCCCCGUCCACUCCUCCACCUGCCCCAGCGAUGACCUGAGUCUUCUGGCCCACAUGACCUCAUGCGGAGGCUCAGACCUGAGCCAAGCCCACGGAGGGCUCCCCGAAGACGGGCCCUUCAAUAUCCAGAGACCCCUGGCUAACAUCAGCUCCAUCGCCCAGAGAGAGAGCCAGGCAGCUGAGUUCCAGGGCUACCCAGAGGUAGAGUUCCCGUCUGGGGCAGAUGGAGAGGUGGCGGGGGGUAAGGCUGGAGGUGACGCGGCUAGCACCACAUCUGAUACUGAAAGGUCUGAUGAUGGGAAGGAGAAAGAGAUGGAGAAGAUACAGACAACCGCUACUACUCAGGCACUCCGUGGUCAUCCGGCGACCCAGUCAGAGCGUGACCUGCGUGUGGACCUGGCCUUUAGAGGGAUGAUGACAGAACCCAUGACGGAGGAGCAGCGACGCCAGUUCAGCCCCGGGCCUCGCACCACCAUGUUCCGUAUCCCAGAGUUUAAGUGGUCGCCCAUGCAUCAGCGCCUCCUCACAGACCUGCUGUUCGCCCUGGAGACCGACGUGCACGUGUGGAGGAGCCAUUCGACCAAGUCAGUGAUGGACUUUGUGAACAGCAAUGAGAACAUCAUCUUUGUCCACAACACCAUUCAUCUCAUCUCUCAGAUGGUGGACAACAUCAUUAUUGCCUGUGGAGGAAUCCUUCCUCUACUCUCUGCUGCCACCUCCCCCUCUAGUUCAAAGGUCAGUGCAAACACUGUAA